Aspergillus heteromorphus CBS 117.55 is the source of this 1518-nucleotide messenger RNA. RefSeq names its product thiamine pyrophosphate-dependent dehydrogenase E1 component subunit alpha. Bases 82 to 1413 code for a protein of 443 amino acids. The transcript is spliced from 5 exons. Gene Ontology annotation, biological process: branched-chain amino acid catabolic process. The record is from RefSeq and is a predicted model, not a curated record. Gene Ontology annotation, molecular function: oxidoreductase activity, acting on the aldehyde or oxo group of donors, disulfide as acceptor. Lineage: Eukaryota; Fungi; Ascomycota; Eurotiomycetes; Eurotiales; Aspergillaceae.
CUCACUCGACCUCGAGGGGGAAGGCAUUCUUGCGACCUGAAGAUUCAGGUCCGACUCUUUGUUGCAGCCCACAUUUUGACAAUGUCGUCAAGUCUUUGGAGGCCUGUAUCUCGUUUUUCGCGACCGCUAUCCAAGCUCCCUCGCCGAUGGAGUGGUUCCAUCUCCCAGCGCCCUGGAUCGGACCGAGUCCGAUUUCCAGGUGCGAUCAAUAGCAAGUUCACCACCGACAUGACCUUCGUCAACCCCGCCAACGCACCCAACAUCCCCACCUACCGCGUGAUGGACUCGGACGGCGUCCUGGUCGACAAGUCUCGGAAGUCGAUUGACGUGCCAAAAGAGGAGAUCUUGACAUGGUACAAGAACAUGUUGACUGUGAGCGUCAUGGACGUGAUAAUGUUCGAGGCGCAACGGCAAGGUCGCUUGAGCUUCUACAUGGUCUCCGCGGGAGAAGAGGGCAUCAGUGUCGGAUCAGCCGCCGCAUUGACGCCGGACGACGUGGUAUUUGCCCAGUAUCGCGAGACAGGGGUGUUCCAACAGCGAGGCUUCGCGCUGAAAGAUUUCAUGAACCAACUGUUUGCCAACCGGUAUGACAACGGCCGAGGCCGCAACAUGCCCGUCCAUUACGGAUGCAACUAUCCUCGAACCCACACCAUCUCCUCAACCCUAGCUACCCAAAUCCCCCAAUCCUCCGGAGCAGCCUAUGCCCUGAAACUCCAACGGCUUCAAAACCCCGACACCCCACCCCGGAUAGUAGCCUGCUACUUCGGCGAAGGCGCCGCCAGCGAGGGCGACUUCCACGCGGGGCUAAACAUCGCCGCGACGCGAUCGUGCCCCAUCGUCUUCAUCUGCCGAAACAACGGGUUCGCGAUCUCAACACCCACGCUGGAGCAAUACCGGGGCGACGGGAUCGCCAGCCGUGGACUCGGGUACGGGAUCGACACGAUUCGCGUCGACGGUAACGACAUCUUCGCCGUAUACGAGGCGAUGCGAAAGGCACGGAACAUCGCGCUGCAGGACGGCGGCAAGCCUGUGCUGAUCGAGGCGAUGAGCUACCGCGUCUCGCACCACAGCACCAGCGACGACAGUUUCGCGUAUCGCGCCCGCGUCGAAGUCGAGGACUGGAAGCGACGCGAUAACCCGAUCAUCCGGCUGCGGAAAUGGCUGGAGAAUGAAGGGCUGUGGAACGAGGAUCUCGAGCGCGAUACCCGCGAUCAGCUGCGCAAGGCCGUGUUGAAGGAAUUCGGGGAUGCCGAGCGCGAAAAGAAACCGCCGCUUCGCGAGGCGUUCGGCGGCGUGUAUGAGGAAGUCACUGAGGAAGCUGAGGCGCAAAUGAAGGAGCUCAAGCGUAUUCUUGAAACUUAUCCCGAGGAGUACGAUCUUCGUCAGUUUGAUGAGGGAAUUAAUGGUCUGUGAGGUUAGUUGGCCUUGUGAUUGGAUGUCUCCCACCCAGCGUAUAAAAGCCGAGUUUUGCAAAGAAUUAGCGUACGUACAGAACAGACACAGGACAAGAUACUGUUU